AUGGCUUCUAUCACCGACGACAAACUUCCUGUGAAAGACAUACAUGAUACUGCGAUGGAUGUCGGCAAAGGAUCAGUUCGUGGGCAUACCGAAUACGACGAAUAUCUAGAUUUAUGCCGGGGGUUCACCGGUCACCGUCUACAAAAGCUUGUCCGGAAGGUCGAUUGGCAUGUUCUGCCGCAGUUGAUCAUAAUCUAUUUGAUGUCCUACGUCGAUCGUACUAAUGUUGGCAAUGCCAAAUUAUUUGGUGCGAUUCCAGAUAUGGGCAUGACGGGACAGGAUUGGAAUACUGCUCUCUCUGUGUUUUUUAUCACCUACGCGGCCGGUGGUGUACCUUCGAACAUCGCACUGAAACGAUUCGGCCCCAAGAUCUGGCUACCUAUACUCCUGGCAACCGUGUCAUUGGUCCUGAUAUUCUCAUCGAUGCAAAACAAUAGAGCUGGGUGGACAGCAUUUCGAGUGUUACUAGGAUUUUUCGAAGCGGGCAUCUUUCCCGGAUGUUCGUUCAUCUUGACAUAUUGGUAUUCGCCUGCUGAGAUUCACUCACGAAUGACAAUCUUCUACUGUGGUGCAUCCGCUGCCGGUGCUUUCUCUGGAAUCUUGGCUUACGGUAUUGGGCACCUGGACUACACUUGGGGAUUUCGUGGUUGGCGUUUCAUCUACUGCAUUGAAGGUCUCUUCUCGCUGCUUCUCGCACUGGCCGCUUUCUGGAUCCUCAACGACACACCGGCCAAGAUUACAAAGUGGCUCACUCCUGAAGAGAAGAAAUUCCUGAUUUUACGCAACCGGUAUGCAGCAGGUGGAGAAACCGGUAUCGCCGAAAAGGAAGAAUUUUCAUGGCAGGCUGUGAAGGAUGCCUUCACGUCAUUUCACAUCUACGCGGUAGCCUUAAUGGAGUUCACUCUUUGUGUUACUGUCUAUGGCUAUUCGUUCGUUCUACCCACCAUUAUCAAGAACCUGGGUUAUACGGCUGCUACUGCCCAGGUCAUGACAGCUCCGCCUUACAUCUUUGCGUGUAUCGUUACUGUCUUCUCGGGCUGGGCAGCAGACCGUUACAAGCAGCGGAUGCUUUCAGUCGUCUUGCCCAACAGUUUAGCUGCUUGCGGUUUUAUCAUUAUGAUGGUCACCUCCCGGUACCCUAACUUACCUGGAGUGACAUUGUUCGGAGUGUUUCUCACUACAGCUGGCCUGUAUCCUAUUUCGCCUGCUGUGACAGCUUGGAUUGCACUCAACUGUGCCGGUUCAAUGAAGCGUGCCGUGGGCAUCGGAGCCAUGAUCUCGUUUUCUCAACUCGGAGGGAUUGUGGGCUCUAACAUCUACAUCGCUGGCCAAUCCCCUACCUAUCCGGUCGGGUUUGGCAUCUCUCUUGGGAUGCUUGUUGUUUUCGGCAUUAUCUGGCCUGUCAUUUACUACUUCAUCCUGAAGGGAAUUAACAAGAAAAGGGCUGCAAUUCCAGUUGAGGAAAUCCAAGCCAAGUACUCUGAGCAACAGCUGUCAGAUAUGGGCGACCGCAGCCCACUGUUCAGGUAUUCCACAUGA
Messenger RNA from Fusarium sp. VM40, 1539 nucleotides. The record is from the annotation of a GenBank genome assembly. NCBI's taxonomy places the organism in Eukaryota, Fungi, Ascomycota, Sordariomycetes, Hypocreales, Nectriaceae.